AUGGAGACCAACCCAAUAACAACGAUAUCCAACCUCGCGCCUCUUAAGCUCCCAUCCGUCUCGCAAACCGCCGAUCUUCAACAUCUGCAUACAUUAAUGCACCUUCUGCAUCAUCGAAACCACAAUCAACAUCGCCGGACCACUUGGUAUCGCCACUUCAAUAUCUUUCGCCGACAUCUGGGCACUGUACUCGAACACCUAACAACACUCGCUCAUGUACCUACCACCAACCUUGCGCGACACAAGAAGAAAGCAGAAGACGAAAAUUUGCGAUUAAGAAUACAGCAAACCGUGUCUUUCUGGCGAGAUGUGCUGGUGCCAAAAGCACAGCAUGCGUUUGGACAGCUUAUCGCAGACGGACGGUUUGCAGUGUUGGGCGUGGUGUUGAUGGCAAUCUUGAGUCACGUUUGCAGGGUGUUUGGAUUGAUCUCCGUCUACGAGAAGCUAGGNGAGGAAGAAACAAUAAAAGCCAUCGAGGUGUUUGCUGCAGAAGGAUGGGCCGAAGACGAAGGUCUGGGUGUCCUUGUGCCGCGAGAAGCAGAGAAGAGAGAAGAUCUCGGUGAAGUCUUGAGAAGAGAUGACAGCGAACAUGAGGAAGACAUGACGGCUACAAAGGUCAAAGCCACAGAGAAGGAGCUGAGGAAGAAUGAGAGCGGGUGUCUGGCUCCUGAACGCGAUAUGCUGGAACAGAGUUGUAAAGCACUGAAAGCCAUGGCUACCGGCAGCACACCCAUCACAUCUUCACGAGAGUCCAGCAUGCCUCUGCCAACAAAGACGAAAGCCAGCAAGAAGCUCAAAACUACAGAAACCGACAGCAAACCGAAGGCCACCAAGAUCCUGCCUGCUGUCAAUUGGGACGACAAUUCAACCACUCCACUACCGAAACCAUCUUCGAAGACCGCAGCAACAUCUUCGAAGCCAGAUGUUUUGGUGUCCACGACGAGCUCGAAGCUCAAAAGAAGAGACCGAAGCAAGAAGAAGACGAGACUUCCACCAGUGCUGCAAAGCCUGUGA
Messenger RNA from Aureobasidium vineae, 1014 nucleotides. The record is from the annotation of a GenBank genome assembly. NCBI's taxonomy places the organism in Eukaryota, Fungi, Ascomycota, Dothideomycetes, Dothideales, Saccotheciaceae.